AACUGCAAGACGCCGAUAUUGCGUUACAUUGUAGCAAAAUGGCGGCUGUCAUUCAGAAUCCACUAAAAGCGUUGGGCGACCAGUUUUAUAAAGAGGCCAUUGAGCAGUGCCGCAGCUACAAUGCCCGCCUGUGCGCUGAACGCAGCGUCCGCCUGCCAUUCCUGGACUCUCAAACCGGGGUGGCCCAGAACAACUGCUACAUCUGGAUGGAACGUCACCAUCGCAGCCCCGGUGUUGCAGCCGGACAGAUGUACACGUACCCCGCCCGCUGCUGGCGAAAGAAAAGACGGCUGCACAACUCCACAGAUCCCCGCCUGGGCAUUUACGGCCUCCAGCUCGACGGCGGUCUCAUGUCAAAGGACACUUUGCCGACUCAGAGCACUACACUGGAAGCUCUGCUUCGUGGAGAGGGCCUAGACAAGAGGAACGCCUCCAAGAACGACGAGGAGAGCCUGCUGGAGAUCCAGAGGGUUCUGGAGGCAGAUGCAGCAGAAGAUGCUUUCAAUGACGAUGAUGACUACGAGGUAGACACUCCCAAGCGGAGACAUCGGGGAAAAGGAAGAGGUCGGGGUUCAGGUCGCAGGAGGACAGAUCUAGAUGAUGAUAAGCCAUAUGUCUGUGAUAACAGAUACAAACAAAGGCAGAACUCCAAAUCUUCAACCUCAGUCUGUGCAAAGCGCUACAGGAACCGCACAGGACUAAGUUACCACUACACCCAUUCCCACCUGGCAGAGGAGGACAGAGCCGGGGAAAGGAGCACAGUUGCCUCCCAACCCCCCACUGCACCACAGACUGACAGACACAAACGUCCAAAGGGUCCAGGUGGGACCAGCAUUCCCAACAGUUACUGUAAUAAAUGCCAGGGCUCAAACAAGAAAACGGGUAAAUCUGGAUCUCCCUACUCAGCCUGCCAGUGCACAACUGACUGUGGAGAAGAGAAGGAAGACGGGACUUUUACUGGAGCUGAGGAGCUCUUCGGCACCACCUCAGAGAGCGACACUUCCACUUUUCAUGGCUUUGAGGAUGACGAGCUGGAAGAGCCGGCUGCAAACGGCAAUGGGAUACCCGGCCGUCACAGAUAGAGAAAAUCUUUUAGACUUAAAGAGACAUUUUUUUAAUAUGGAUUAACCUCUGGCAAAAAUCUGCUGCUUCUUUUUCAAUGGUUUUUUUUUUUUUGUUUGCGGAAAGCACAAAGUGAUGAUUUCAGGACGGAAAUGCAAGCAAGUGGUAUUUUAUCUACUGAACAUUGUUAAUUAAUUUAUGAACACCUUUAUAUAUAUAUAUCUAUAUAUAUAUAGAUAUAUAUCUAUAAAAUGACAUUUAAGGUUACAAAGGACUGUCAGUGUUUCCUGACAAGUGACUCCGUGCAAAAUGGAAGUUUUUUGGAGUGUGGCUUUUUGUUUUUUGUUUUUUCUUCCCUCACUGGAGCAGAAGGGUUAUGAACAAAAACACUGGAGAAAUUGGAAAAUUGCAGACAAGACUUUUUGUUUUUUAAGUGAAUGAUAAGUUUGGUAGAUGAUUGAAUGUCAUUGCAGACCCAUACUUGCAUUGCAGAACUACUGGAUAUUUUUGAAUCAGUAGUCAGUGUGACUAUGAAGACCUCUUCUUCUGCUCUAACUCUGAAUUGAACGUAUGAAAAUGAAGGAACCAAUGAAAGGAGUGCCACAGGCCACUGGAAAUGUUUGGAUGAAGAAACCUUUAUAGUCUUUACACAAGGGGGACAAAUCAAAUCAAAGGAGCACUCAGCACAUUGGCAUGUGGCCCAGGGCUGGGGGGUGACCAGUGAAGAAGAGGAUUUUAACCCUCAAAAACUAAUGAGCCUUCAUGUCCCUCCUGAUUUGGGCCUGAAAUAACUGACUGAAACGGAUGAAUAGGCAUCCAUCACUUCUCCCAGCCAUGUGGCUUAAUUGAAGCAACUGCUCCCUUGACAGUAUAUAUCGACCCCUUGUGAACAUUUGAAAUGUGAGUAUCCGGCUUCAUUUUAUCCUUUCUGCACUGUGCUGGAGCUCCUCUCAGAACUAUGGGAACACUAAAGGCCAGGCCUUUGGACUGUUUGUGCCCAACGGGUGCAUUUGGGGCCCCUGCGGCCCAGCCUGCCCACUCCUGCUCUGCAACUGUGUGUCUGCUGUGUGAUCCGAUGUGACACUAAGACGUCAUUAUCCUCAUCACUGUGCCAGCCUGCCGCUCUGCACUGGAAAUCAGCUCUGACAGCCAUGACCCUCCAACCUGAUUGGACCAGUGACCCUCUGACCUGCAGCCAUAGAGAUGGUGCUCAAACUCACCACUAUUACAUGCAGACCUCUGGACUACUGUAAUAAUACCCCGGUGUGGACACAGGUUUUCUGCUUCUGGCCCUCAACCUGUUUUUGCUCCCUUUUUCCUCUGCCUCUCUGAUCUCAAAUGGAUGAUUUAGCUCACUUUUUUUGUUGCAUAUUUUCUCUGUUGUAUAAUAUUUCUAUGUUUUAAAGUUUGAUGGCAUGACUUCUCGCGUUUGCUCAGACUGUAUUGAUACCUCUGUCCUGAUCAGGUGCAUAAUAGCCACAACUACUCAGGCAUCUUUUCACUUCAUCUGCUGUUGAUUGUUCAGCCACUCAGCCCUGAUUUUAUGUGAUUGUUCUCAGUUGGCAGAGUAACAUGCGUGGAUCCCGACUCCCAGUAGGGCCUGGGAAUACUGCAGUCUCAUGCUAUAGGAAAACAUUGCAAUAAUAAGCUUCAGCUCUGUCUCUUCUAUGCUCGUUCUACCUGCUGUCACCCAUGGCAUGCAAAAACUCUACAGUCUACAGAGAUCGUGACACAGUGAGAUUCAUCUCGGAUUUGCAUUUGGAAUUAUCGUUACUAGAGUGACAUUACUCCGCUGGGAUACAGCUAUUUACUAAGAAGUGACGAGUGUAAAUCCAAGUUACUUGUGACAUUUCCAUUGAGUGCUUUAGAGGGCCUAAUUGCUUUAUGACAUUUAGAAGGAGCUUGAAGUACUGUAUCCAAAAGCUUUUUUAGGUCCGCUGGUUGCACAUGCUGUCUGAGAGGUCUGUUUUCUUCCAUGUGAUUAUUCAGUAUCGCUGCAAUGUAAUAACAGCUGCUCCGUUUUUGAAGCUAACCAUUAAUCUUAGAUGUGUCUUUUAUGACUUGCGUAAGUGCUUGUACAUUCAAACCAUCUUUCUUCACUUCCCUCAGGGACCCUCCACACACAGUAGUUUAUCUCCACUGGACAAGGAAUGCAUCUGAGACAUGUCGGUUGUCUUGUUUUCCUCAGUUACGUGUUGUUUCCACAGUUAAAAAAAGAAAAACUGAAAAAAAGUGGGUCAUCGUGUCAUUUAUCUUCCUAAGUCAGUCAUGCCAGUAAGUUGAAGCAUGUGUCAUCACUCAUAAUCUGCUAAGUGUUACCUACCGUAUACAUGAACGGGCCAAGUGCGGUGCAGUUCUGAACAAAAGGCGAAGCUCCCGAGUGCAAAGGUUAGCGAUGUCUCCGUAUUUAACGUGUCACCAAUCAUUGAAUAGCCUGUAUACCUCGUCAAAGACACAGCAAUAGGCCCUGGUACUCUCUUGUCAAGCCUGCAAAGGAGGGUGGAGAGGGAGGAUCGGGGUGGGAACAGAGCCAAGAGGAGAUGAAAUGGACAUGACCGUUUUGGGGGUUUUGUUUGUUUAUUUUUAAUUUGUUUAGUUGUUUUGUUUUUUUUUUUUCAUCU
Molecule: messenger RNA, 3683 nt
Organism: Neolamprologus brichardi
Lineage: Eukaryota; Metazoa; Chordata; Actinopteri; Cichliformes; Cichlidae
Source: RefSeq, a predicted model, not a curated record